Messenger RNA from Trematosphaeria pertusa, 1022 nucleotides. RefSeq lists its product as uncharacterized. Bases 322 to 945 code for a protein of 207 amino acids. The record is from RefSeq and is a predicted model, not a curated record. NCBI's taxonomy places the organism in Eukaryota, Fungi, Ascomycota, Dothideomycetes, Pleosporales, Trematosphaeriaceae. The transcript has a single exon.
GACCACACGGGGAAGGGUGUUCAACUCAGCCUGAUCAGAUAUUGAAGAGCACUCCUGGAGUAGACAAGACCGCAGCAGCACCCCGGAACGACCAAAAGCACAGAAUAGCGACACGCGUUACUCAGAAGCGUCAAGGCCAAGGGCUCGAGGGUUCUGUGACCACAGAGAAGCGUAGAAAUCACAGCAAGUUCCGAGAGGACAUCACUGACGCUGUAAGAGAGGAUCUGUUUCGUUUUGCCUGAGUCUCGUCUCCUAACCUGGAUUCUUGAUGCCUGCUGUAUCGCUAAAAGUAGUAUUUCUCUUGUUUCAUUUUAACGGCGCAUGGCCUCCAACAUCUUCAUCUCUACGCUCAAUUUCAUGAGCUCCGUUCUGAUGACCGUCGCGAAUAGGCUGAUGAUCGCCUAUGAGGACAUCAGCUCGCUGCUCAGACAGAGAAUGGCGACACAUGAUGGAAACGCCGUGCCCACACGGGUCUGGGCGGCGUCUCUAAGAGGAGCGCGACGCCUUGAUAGCCAGCUAAAUCCUUUCUGUUACACAAGCGUACGGCAAAUCUGCAGACACCACCUUAAGAGAGUAGUAUACCCGCAUUUAUUAAAUAAUCAUCGUUGUCUACAAACACCUAGGAAGUACAGCAGAUCCAGACUUUCCCCACCAUGCAGCUAUAUCAGUAUUUCAGUGCUGGAGGCUACGGUGCCAACUUUUUAUUCGCUUGUUUUAGUUUUCCAGGUCUUGUGGAUGGCGGUUUGCUGGGCUUGCUUCUCACUUGAACAAGUGCGAGAAGACUUCGGAUUCGGCAUGGGUUUGAAUACCCGCAUCGACACGGCAUUAGUUCACGUGAAAACAAGAAGGCUUAUCGACUCUCCUCUGGUCCAAACCCGCACUACCACCAUUCACCCGUACGCCUCUUUGCAAAUGCGAACAUAUAAUGUCAUUUCUCCCCAUUAAUAUUUUGAUCUCACGCUAACACCUAUACAGCACGCCAGCGACCUCCUCAUUCCGCUGAUGCCCCUCGUGGUCCUCUA